This is a messenger RNA of Zootermopsis nevadensis, 2086 nucleotides long. RefSeq names its product putative RNA polymerase II subunit B1 CTD phosphatase RPAP2. Gene Ontology annotation, molecular function: RNA polymerase core enzyme binding; RNA polymerase II CTD heptapeptide repeat phosphatase activity. Gene Ontology annotation, cellular component: cytoplasm; nucleus. Lineage: Eukaryota; Metazoa; Arthropoda; Insecta; Blattodea; Termopsidae. The record is from RefSeq and is a predicted model, not a curated record.
GGCAAUUCUGAUUACACAAAUGACGACUGAUGUACGUUGUGUACGGCUGCUGAUGUGGUGACAGUUCUUGUGUUUGUGUAAACUAAAGGGAUGAGAAAACAAGUUGAAAUGGAUUCAGUCGAAAAUAGCAGUAACCUGAAAAUACCAAAGGUCCGAAGGGAAACUCAGAAAUUACCAAAACGCGUCAGUGAAAUGAGCAAAGAGGCUCUAGAAGCAAUGUUAAGGAAAAAAAGAGAAUGUAAUGCCAAAGCACUAGAGAUUGUGGAACGCUUGCUGGGGAAUACUGUCAGUGAAGAAUGGUUUCUUGAUUGCCUAAAAUUCAUAAGUGAAUGUCAUUUCCAAGACAUCAUAGAAGAAAGAUCAAUUUCAAUGAUCUGUGGGUAUCCGCUUUGUCGAAAGACGCUGAAAAAUAUUCCCAGUCAGCAAUAUCAUAUAUCUACCAAGAAGAAUAAAGUAUAUGAUAUUACAGAAAGGAAGAAGUUUUGCAGUAAUCACUGCUACAAAGCAUCAUCGUAUGUGAAAGCUCAGUUACUCACAAGUCCUCUCUGGAUAAGAGACAAAGAAGAAAUACCUAAAUUUACUAUUCUUCCAGUUGAAUCACCAAGUGGUGGCAUCGGGGAAGAGAUAGACAUUGGUCAUAUCAGUUCAUUAAAAGAAGAAUUAAAACAGCUACAUAAACAAGAAAUAUCAAACAAAUUCACUUCAGUAUCUCAUUUUACAAGAGAUUCUCUUUCACAGCUGGUAUCAGAUACUGAAAGCGAUGAUAAACAAAGACAACCAAGUACAGAAAGUUACAUGAAGGAUCAGAACAAAACAGAAGUAAAAGAUGGAUUUAAUGAAGUCAAGAGCGACUUUAAAGAAACAAAGAGUACGGAUCAACUGGAAUUCCAGAAUGAAACAAUACAAAAUGUUCAUAUAGACAAUGCAGUACAAAGUAAAGAAACUUCUGAAGCAGUUGAUACACAAGAUGUUAACGAUUCUCAAGAUAACAGAACAGUAAGCCCCGAUAAAAUUCAUGACAACAGUUGUAAAGUGUCCAGUAAUUUCACAGACUUUGCACGUGACAGCAGUGCAAUUCAUAAAGUUGAAGAAAGAGGCAGUGACAUUUUAAGCAACUCCCCAAAGUCAGUAUGCAGUAAAAUACAAGAAUUAAAACCCAAGAAAAACAUACAAUCAAAGAAAAAAUUACUACAUAUUCCUGCCCCUAUUAAAAAUGCUGUAAUUCAUAUAGAGAAAUGUUUGUGUGAAUGGUUUACAAUUGAAUCAAUGUGCUUUCUUUUUGGAGAAGAGAAAAUUAAAGUUAUGGUAGAAGAAAAAGGGGAAAGCAUAAAGGAGUAUUACAAGGUUGUUGGUAAUGCUUCAUGGGAUCCCAAAAUCCAAGAGCAAUAUAUGGCAAUCUGUCGGCGCUUGAAUAUAAUGGAGAUUGAAGACCGCGAGUAUGACAAGCAAACGGCGACAAAACCUCUUCCAGAUUACACGGCUGUGAGAGAAGAAGCAAAGAAAAUGGAUCUUAAAAUAAGGGCAUAUUAUCAAGGGAAGACAGUGUAUGAAAAUGAAGGUGGUAUAAGGAUUUCUGAAAAACGCAGUGAUUCUGCACCUGUACUGCCAUUAGUGCACCUCCAUGCCCAGAAUGCACUCCGUAGAAGAAUAGUGUUGGACCGUCUCAAUCGGACUUUACCUGAUUUACUACGAACGUUUGAUUUAUCUUCGCGUGAUGUCAGUGGGGAUGUUAGAAGCCUUGUUACCACCUUCAGACUUGGAGCCGACAACAUAACUUUCAAACCACCUGAAUGGAGUUUGCUUGGUCUCAUCAUUCUUAAAAUGUUGUCCAUAAAGGAUAAGAGAUUACAGAUUCUUCUCGACAGCGAAAAAGUGAUGAAGUACACCACCAUGAUGCUAAUGAGUUUUCAGCAAGAUGGAGGCUACCUGAAUAGACUUAUGGCUUGGCUGACAGAUAUAGAUAAUUUACUGUGCAAGCAGUAAUGAACAUGGUGUUUUUACGUGAAUAUAAGACAAACUUUUGUCCUUUACUGUAUAAUUUAAAUAUAUGGGCCUCUUUAAAAAAAAUACUAAAAAAUAGUUUUUA